This is a messenger RNA of Anthostomella pinea, 1572 nucleotides long. Lineage: Eukaryota; Fungi; Ascomycota; Sordariomycetes; Xylariales; Xylariaceae. The record is from the annotation of a GenBank genome assembly.
AUGGUUCGCUACACGUGGGCUUUUGCUGCCCUGGGCUGUGUCUCACCAGUCGUGUCUGCCUUGACUUACGAGUCUCACCCCGAGAGACUCGAUGCCGUCGCGGAAGCCUUCCAACGGGCCUGGAACGGCUAUUACACCUACGCCUUCCCCAAUGACAGCUUGGCGCCGAUCACGAAGACUUCUUACAACGACCGGAAUGGAUGGGGAGCAAGUGCGGUCGAUGCUAUAUCGACUGCUCUGGUCAUGGGCAACAAGAAAGUCGUCAACGAGAUCGUGGAUCAUAUUACAACCAUCAACUUCAACAUGACUUCUCCUGACGACACCUCAGUCUCGUUAUUUGAGACCACCAUUCGCUAUCUGGCAGGAAUGCUUUCAGCCUAUGAUUUUCUGUCAGGGCCCCUGAGUGAUCUAUUGGACGAUCCAGCUUCCUUGGACACGAUAUUAAAGCAGGCUGUGAGCCUUGCCGAUACUCUCAGUGUCGCAUUUACUACGUCAAGUGGAGUUCCGAUCAACGACCUUAUCUACAACGGCCCCGAGGGGCCUGUUCCUGACAGGACUGAAACCACGAACGGCAUUGCGACGAUCGGGACCUUGGUUCUCGAGUGGACGCGUCUGAGCGAUCUCACUGGUGACACCAAGUACGCCGAGUUGACGCAGACGGCCGAAGACUACCUCUUGAAUGUGCGGAACCCCGGCGUCGGAGAGCCCUAUCCGGGACUGAUCGGUACCGAUGUGAACGUCACAAACGGCCUAUUCGUUGACUCUAGUGGUGGAUGGAAUGGCGGUACAGACUCGUUCUACGAGUAUCUGAUUAAGAUGUACUUGUACGAUACGGCACGAUUUGCCGAGUACAAGGAUCGAUGGUCUCUAGCUGUCGACUCGAGCAUCAAAUACUUGGCGUCGCAUCCCAGCAGUCGCCCAGAUCUGACCUUCCUGGCUGCGUACGAGGGUGCAGGACCUGCCAACCUCUCGUUCUUUUCAGAACAUCUUGCGUGCUUCGACGGCGGCAACAUCAUCCUCGGUGGUCUGACUCUCAACAACCAGGGAUACAUAGAUUUCGGCCUUGAGCUCGUGGCAGCCUGCCACGAUACUUACACUGCUACUGUGACCGGAAUUGGCCCCGAGAUUUUCCAGUGGCAAGACAGCAAGCUGGCGCCCAACGCUACGAACAACGCGGCGCCACCGGCGAACCAGAGCAGCUUCUACGAAACGGCCGGGUUCUGGAUCACCGACCCGGUCUACGACCUGCGGCCCGAGGUGAUCGAGAGCUUCUACUACGCGUACCGCGCCACCGGCGACUCCAAGUACCAGGACUGGGCGUGGGAGGCGUUCCUGCACAUCAACGCGACGUGCAGCGCGGGCGUCGGCUUCAGCUCUGUGAUGGACGUCAACGCGCCGGGCGGCGGCGGCUUCUACAACCAGCAGGAGAGCUUCUGGUUCGCCGAGGUCCUGAAGUACAGCUACCUGAUCCAGGCCGAGGAGGCGCCGUGGCAGGUCUCGGCCGCGCACGACAACGAGUGGGUCUUCAACACCGAGGCGCACCCGUUCCGCGUUGCCGGCACGCCUGUCUGA